Protopolystoma xenopodis is the source of this 426-nucleotide messenger RNA. The record is from the annotation of a GenBank genome assembly. NCBI's taxonomy places the organism in Eukaryota, Metazoa, Platyhelminthes, Monogenea, Polystomatidea, Polystomatidae.
CGCGAUUCCCAAACUGGUCUACUUUUACCUACGGCAAAAGUUGUUAUUCUCUGGGACAGCGUGCAUUUCGCCCUAGACACUGUACUUAACUGCCGUCCUUCAACCAUAGUCCCACAGUGUGUUGACUCUAAUGGAUCUGCGCAGACAAACCUUGUUCUGCACGCAUCUGAGGCCGAUUUAAGCACAUUGAAUACCCAGGACUCGAGUCCAUCUAUUGGGUUUUGGGAAAAGGAACUAUACUUGGAUAUCAGCCUCGUUCUUCGUAGUCUAAUAAAUAAUUUCGCACCUCCCGAUGACCCAAUCCUUCGAGUCUACUAUAUUAAUUGCCUCUCUCAGCUUGUUGUACAUGCUUCACCGACAGAUGAGGCGAAUGCCUUCGUGCCUGAACUCCUUAAGCAGGUAAACUCAUAUGAUGUCUUUUUUUAA